Strigops habroptila (Kakapo) is the source of this 3273-nucleotide messenger RNA. It is a transcript of the gene LGMN, whose product is annotated as legumain. The coding region runs from base 1254 to 2549 and encodes 431 amino acids. The transcript is spliced from 13 exons. NCBI's taxonomy places the organism in Eukaryota, Metazoa, Chordata, Aves, Psittaciformes, Psittacidae. Gene Ontology annotation, biological process: vacuolar protein processing. Gene Ontology annotation, molecular function: cysteine-type endopeptidase activity. The record is from RefSeq and is a predicted model, not a curated record.
UAUGGCUUGAGAGUUGCCAGCUUUUAUUCCAGAGAAAAUCAUGCUAAAGUAGGAUAUUCUGCCUCGUGGUACACCACCUCUUCCAUACAUAGCAGCAGUGAUCAACCUUCAGAAUCUUUUUUGUGAGUAGGCCAGAGUAAAAUUCCAUCUCUUGGAGCAUGAGGAAAUACGUAAUCUUUGUGCAUGUGCUAAGAGCAGAUUAGAUGCAGCAGACCUGAGACUGUGACCAAUAUACGUAACCUUACUCCCCCACCUCGAAAAAGCAGUAUCUUGGAUUAGAUGUGGCCAGAUUGUUUGCUUUUAGAGCAAACAUUUUAACACGCAGUGAAGGUGCUCAGGAAGUUCACUAGUGGGGACACUACUUCUAAUCCUCUCAAGAAAGUAGAAAGAGCUGUUCUUGCCUGUGCUCAGACCUCCUUUCUGGCUCUGCUUCUCUGAAUUUGAUGUCCAUAGGCUCUUCUCUCACUGUGCACCUUGUGCAAACUCUUGACCAUUGUGCAAAUGAGAUGAAAAUGCUACUCUUUCAUGUGGUACUGGUUCACAUUUGCUCUCCGCUAGCAUAACAGGUUGCACAAAUAGCAUGAGGCUCUUGCAGUUUGCACUUCCCCCCAACCCCAGCGUUGAGGGCUGUAUCUUGUGCAAAAAAGCAGCCCUCUCCACCCUCUCUGGCUUUGUGGGCACAGAGAGCUUUUGUAACACUCUGACCUUCCAAGUCCCAAGCAGUUCUCCAUGUCUAUGGAUCCUUGUACCUACAUCACCCAGGAUUGGACUCAGUAGUACUAGGCGAAUUGCCAGUGAGUGGAAAACAAGGAACUGCAUAAGCAGAGACCAAGAGAACAGUAUGAAUCUGAAAAAAAGUUUUAUCUGUGAAAUAAAUACUUGAUAGUGAGGCUUACUCUGUAUUUGAGGCUUAUUCAUUGCCAGCUAUUAUAGAACAAAACAAACAGAGGGAGCUGAAAGACUUGGUUGUCCUAUUCAGAAUCACUUUCAGUCAGAUUUGAUAUCUGAAAGAAAUCUCUUGUAACUAGUAGCAGCUUGGUGCUGAAGGAAGAUAUGACCAGAAACUACUGUGGGUUGAAUGGUCUGUAACACACAAAGAAAACCCACAAGCAACAAAAGCUUACAGCUACGUUACCACUGAUGUUUGUUUUGUGUUUAUUUUUGACUGAUGUCCUCUGAUCUACUUCUCUCAAAUUUCUUCAUUAGGGAUUUUUUUUUUUUUCCCUCUUCCAUUUGUGGAAUAAAUAAAGAAGAUGAUACUGAAAGCAGUUGUGCUGCUGGGCUGUGCUCUGGGUAUCAGCACGUUCCCCAUGGAAGAACCUGAAGAUGGAGGCAAGCACUGGGUGGUGAUUGUUGCAGGUUCGAACGGCUGGUACAACUAUCGACACCAGGCAGACGUGUGCCAUGCAUACCAGAUUGUACACCGAAAUGGAAUUCCAGAUGACCGGAUCAUUGUCAUGAUGUAUGAUGACAUUGCUGAUAAUGAUGAAAAUCCUACAAAAGGCAUUGUCAUCAAUAGGCCGAAUGGCACAGAUGUGUAUGCUGGAGUGCCCAAGGACUAUACGAAGGAGGAUGUUACUCCAAAGAACUUCCUUGCUAUUCUCAGAGGAGAUGCAGAAGCAAUGAAGGGGGUGGGAUCAGGAAAAGUAUUGAAAAGUGGUCCCAAGGAUCAUGUGUUUGUUUAUUUCACUGACCACGGAGCUCCAGGACUUCUGGCUUUUCCUGAUGAUGAUCUUCACGUGAAGGACCUGAAUAAGACUAUUUGGUACAUGUAUCGUCACAAAAAAUACCAGAAGAUGGUGUUUUACAUUGAAGCAUGUGAGUCUGGAUCUAUGAUGAAUCAUUUGGCUGAUAAUAUCAAUGUUUAUGCAACAACAGCUGCCAAUCCCAGAGAGUCAUCAUAUGCAUGUUACUAUGAUGAUGAAAGGCAGACUUAUCUUGGGGACUGGUACAGUGUGAAUUGGAUGGAAGAUUCCGAUAUGGAGGAUCUAAGAAAAGAAACACUCCACAAGCAGUUUCAGCUGGUGAAGAAACGUACCAACACCAGCCAUGUGAUGCAGUAUGGAAACAGAAGCAUCUCCUCCAUGAAAGUGAUGCAGUUUCAGGGCAUGGGGAAGAAAGCUAUCCCCAUCUCUCUGCCACCUGUAGAACACUAUGACCUAACGCCUAGUCCUGAUGUGCCUCUUGCAAUCAUGAAGCGAAAGCUCAUGGUUACCAAUGACAUUUAUGAGGCUAAGAAGAUUGCUGCAGAAAUGAAAGCACACUUGGAGGUGAAAGAAUUUAUCCAAGAAUCCAUGCGAAAGAUAGUCACCUUAAUAACAGGAUCAGAAGAACAGACCAAGCAAAUUCUGUCAGACAGAUUGACCAUCAGCAAUUAUGACUGCUACCAGUCAGCGGUGACCCACUUCAAAACUCAUUGCUUCAACUGGCACUUAGCCGUGUAUGAGUAUGCACUGAGACAGCUGUAUGCCUUGGUCAACGUUUGUGAACGAGGAUACCCCAUUGACAGAAUAUGCCUGGCCAUGGAUAAAGUGUGCCUUGGUUAUUAAUGGAAACAACAGUCCCUAAUAUAACCCUUACUACAAGUGAUAACGUCUCAUAAUUGUAACAGUCCAGAUUUUCCAUGCAUGCAACAUGAAAGAGAGUCAACCACUGUACUGGAACUGUGCUGGGAGCUGAGGUACCUGACCAUGAGCAAUACAUGUGCUCUCCCCUGCAUUCCCACCUGCUGCCAGCCUGCUGGUUUGACAGACCAGCCGGAGCUUUCAAAUGGAUGAUUUGUUUCAAAUGCAAUGCUCUUCAGAAUCUCUGGAUGAACACUACAGGCCACCUAUCAGUGAUUGUUAAAUCUGUGCUAAAUUUAAACAUUGAGUUGUUUAUUCAGGAAUUAUUAUUUUUUUAUAUACUAUUGCUAACUAUAAGCUUUUUAAGAAAAGUUAAUGAAUUCCAUUGCAGUGACUAACUUGCAGAUUGGUGAAGAGUGAAGAAACCAAAGCUUGUUUUUUAAGCUUUAAUUCCUUAACAGUUUAAAGAAAUUAGUUGCAUUUGAGAACUAUUGGAUGUAAACAGCACAGUUAAACUGUGAACAGUGAAAGUCUUUGUGGAUAGAAAGCACUGUUUCCCAAAGAAAAACACAAAUACCUAAUGCUGUAAAUUUAGCAACAGUAUAUUAUAAUUAAAUGUAUAUACACACAAACCUGUGGGAAGUCACAGAGUACAGGAACUGCCUGUGAAUAAAAAUAAAGUUGACGGUGUCAUCAACCUACAGGGCAA